Molecule: messenger RNA, 1751 nt
Organism: Salvia splendens (bonfire salvia)
Lineage: Eukaryota; Viridiplantae; Streptophyta; Magnoliopsida; Lamiales; Lamiaceae
Product: protein PEP-RELATED DEVELOPMENT ARRESTED 1, chloroplastic
Exons: 10
Coding region: 36-1160 (374 amino acids)
Biological process (GO): regulation of DNA-templated transcription
Cellular component (GO): chloroplast nucleoid
Source: RefSeq, a predicted model, not a curated record
UUAUCGGUUGAGUAGUUGAGAGAGAAGUUUGAAGCAUGGCGCAUGCCGGAGUUCCCUCCACCGCCUUUUCCUCCGUUUGUGUUACAAAUUCGCACCAAUCUAUUUCCCGGAGAAGCUAUUUCCUCAAACACACCCCUUCACGCCCUAAUUUCCCAUCUCUCUCCGCUACUCAUGCCGGCGCCACCAUCAACGGCGAUACUUCUAAGGGAGAGGAAAAAUGGGAUGCUUCUCAGUACCAAGCCUUGCUUAAAGGAGGAGAGCAGGUCACCUCUGUUCUCGAAGAGAUGAUUAAGCUCUUGGAGGAUAUGAACAUGGAUGAAGCAUCUGAGGAGGUGGCGGUCCAAUUGGCUGCACAGGGAGUCAUUGGCAAAAGAGUUGAUCAGAUGGAGUCGGGGUUUAUGAUGGCUCUCGAUUACAUGAUACAGCUUGCUGCACGCGAUGAAGAUGAUAAGAGGAAGUCUCUCUUGGAGGUUAUCAAGGAGACUGUAUUAUCUCAUCUGACGAAAAAAUGUCCUCCUCAUGUUCAAGUUGUUGGCCUGCUCUGCAGAACACCCCAAAAGGAGAGCAGACAGGAAUUAUUGAGGCGUGUGGCUGCAGGUGGCGGCGUAUUUCAAGGUGACAAUGGCACAAAAGUUCAUCUUCCAGGGGCCAAUUUGAAUGAUAUAGCUAACCAGGCUGAUGAUCUUCUAGAGACAAUGGAAUCCCGUCCUGUCAUUCCUGAUAGAAAGCUACUUGCAAGGCUUGUUUUGAUCAGAGAAGAAGCCAGGAGCAUGAUGGGCGGUGGAAUACUAGAUGAAAGAAAUGAUCGUGGUCUCAACACGCUACCUGAACCAGAGGUCAAUUUUUUGGCUAAACUUGUUGCUCUAAGACCAGGAAAAACUGUACGCGACAUGAUAAAAAGUGUAAUGCAAGGAAGGGAUGAAGGUGCAGAUAAUUCUGAGAACCAAUAUGGUUUCGUAAAUGAAAGGCCUUCUGGAAUAGCAGAAAGGGCUAGCAUUACUGGUCGUAAACCUUUACCUGUGCGACCUGGCAUGUUCCUUGAAACUGUUUCCAAGGUAUUGGGUGGUAUAUAUGCAGGAAAUACUUCUGGAAUAACAGCACAACAUCUAGAAUGGGUUCAUCAGAAUACACUGCAAAUUCUUCAAGAAAUCGCAUUCUAGUUCCCUCCACAGUAAUCGCAUCAGGUACAGAACUAUGUUAAAACAGGUCGAAAGCCAGUAUCGCUGAUGACGCCUUGCUUCUCUGAUGUGAUUUAUAUAUCUCUCUCUGGUUUAAAACUAUUUUAGCAUGGGAAAAAGGAGUUAAAGGGUGGUCAUGAAGUGCUGGAAUAUUAAGCAUAAUCUUGCAAUGAUAAAGCAAAUCAGAGGCGAAAUGCUUGUUGAGUUGUAUUGAAUCAGUAGCAAUGAUGACUGAAAUUCGAAAUUGUGGCAAGCACCAUGUGUGCUAUUGGGCCUACAUACGUUGGGGUAGUGAAGAAUCACGGUAACCAUGGACCACCUGAAACAUGGUUUAUGGGAACACUUUGCUAGAAGAGCUCGUCCAUUUACACGGGUCGUACUGUAUUUUUGCAAUGUUUUCAUGUCUCAUCUCUGUGUUCGUAUAUUCGUUAUUGUAUGCUGUGGGCGGGGGAGUCACCUUCUUCUGCUCUUGGUCUUGGAAGAAAAGGUGAAGCACAUGAUGUUGGAGAGAAAGCAAAGCACGUGUGUGUAUCAUUGAGCUAUUAAAUAAAUAGUGAAAAUCUUGUUUCAUAA